AUGGCGCCGCCGCCCGUGCCCAGCAGCGCCGCGCUGCCGGCGUCGGGCUCGGGCGACGACCUGCGCCCGAGCACCAAGUUCGUGCACAAGCUCUUCCGCAUGGUCUCGGACCCCGAGUACCAGCACCUCAUCUCGUGGAACGGCACGGGCAGCUCCGUCGUCGUGACUAACUUCGACGAGUUCUCAAAGGAGGUGCUCGGCAAGCACUUCAAGCAUUCCAACUUCUCCAGCUUCAUCCGCCAGCUCAACAUGUACGGCUUCUAUAAGGUCAACAAGACGCCGCGCGGCCACCGCAACGCUGUCGACACGCAGGUGUGGGAGUUCUCGCACCCCAAGUUCAUACGCGGGCGGCCCGACCUGCUCGACGAGAUCCGCCGCAAGGCCCUCGACUCGGAG
This is a messenger RNA of Tilletiopsis washingtonensis, 396 nucleotides long. RefSeq names its product winged helix DNA-binding domain-containing protein. The annotation marks the transcript as partial. The transcript is spliced from 2 exons. Gene Ontology annotation, biological process: regulation of DNA-templated transcription. Gene Ontology annotation, molecular function: DNA-binding transcription factor activity; sequence-specific DNA binding. NCBI's taxonomy places the organism in Eukaryota, Fungi, Basidiomycota, Exobasidiomycetes, Entylomatales. The record is from RefSeq and is a predicted model, not a curated record.